UUUGAAGAACUGAAAAUUUGAGCGUGGAUGAUGAGUUGAAUAAGAUGAGGGUUUGUCCUUGAAAUUCUCCCAAUUUUAUCUUCCUCCUUCACUCACUCCUCUCCCUGUUUUCUUUCCCAAAUCCCACAUUCCUUCUCAUCCUCACAAUCAUAAAAUAUUCAAUACCUUUCUCUCUCUCUUUCUUACUCAAUAAAUUAACAAUUCCACAGCGAAAUUUGUACUCUUUCUUUCAUUUCAAACGCACUUUUUCCCCUCUUUUUGUCUCUCUAUACCUCUUUCUCUAGAUUUAGAGCUUGUAUUGGAUUGGAUUUCAUCUGGGUUCUUCACGAACUGUCUAAAUUCUGUAGCUUUUUUGAAUUCUUUACAAAUUUACACAUGUCUGGUAGUAGUGGAAGUGCGAUCUUCAAAUGGAAGAAGUUGAAAGCAAUGAAGCUACUCUGUUUCUCAAAUCAUAAUUUCCGUUUGACCCAGAUUUCCCCCAUUUCGACCCAUCUCAAUUAUCUUCAUGUUUCCGGUCAUCGCCGGCGGGAAUCGUUUAUCGGCGUUCAGGAACGGUAUAAAUGGGACAACGGCGGGUCCGGUUCUGAUGAUUUCCAUUCACAGUCCAACAUUACAGGUACACCAAUCCGUAAGAUUCGGGCCGAGGCUAAUUGCCCACGUUGUUCUAAGCAUAUGGAUAUUCUCUUCUCUAACCGCCAUUUCCCAACCCUCAAUCUUCCUUCUUCCUCUUCUGGUGAUGCUCCUCCCAAGGCUGGAGGAGGAAGAGAAGCUUACGAGGCUGUUAAUUUGUGCCCCAAUUGCAAAACCGCUUACUAUUUCCGUCCUUACAAGAUCGCUCCUCUACAAGGUAGUUUCAUCGAGAUCGGCAAUCUGAAUUCCAAACCAAAGAAUUCUUCAGAGAGAAGGAUCACUACCAAAGAUGGUAAAGGUAAUGCCAUCGCUGGUUUUUCAGAUGAAAAUUAUGUGAAUAAUAGGCUGAGAGUUUCGUUUUUCGAAACUGCGAGAUCUUUUGGUGGAGAACCGCCUGAGAAUUGGCCUCCUGGACCGCCUCCCGUUAAUGGGUUGGCGGUGCAUUCUCCUCCAGGUCCGCCAUUUGCUCCUGGUGUGAACUUCGUUCGUGCUACAGGUCCUAAUGGAAGCACUUCGGGUUCUGGUGGAAAUGGCGCUGGUGAUGGGAAAAAGAACGAGUGGGGAGGAUCGAAUUUGGGGAAGGAUCUGCCCACUCCAAAAGAGAUUUGCAAGGGCUUGGACAAAUUUGUUAUUGGCCAAGAAAAAGCCAAGAAGGUACUUUCUGUGGCCGUACAUAACCAUUACAAACGAAUAUAUCAUGCUUCCUUGCAAAAAGGUAGGUCAGGAAAUGAAUCAGGUACCCAAGAUACGGUUGAUGAUGAUGAUAGUGUGGAGUUGGAAAAGAGCAAUGUUCUCUUGAUGGGCCCAACAGGCUCUGGUAAGACACUCCUUGCAAAGACCUUGGCUCGAUUUGUGAAUGUGCCAUUUGUCCUUGCUGAUGCUACAACUUUAACACAGGCUGGUUAUGUUGGAGAAGACGUUGAAUCAAUUUUGUACAAGCUACUUGCUGCAGCAGAAUUCAAUGUACAAGCAGCUCAACAGGGGAUGAUUUACAUUGAUGAAGUUGACAAGAUAACAAAGAAGGCUGAGAGUCUAAAUAUUAGCAGAGAUGUUUCUGGUGAGGGUGUUCAACAGGCAUUAUUGAAGAUGCUAGAAGGAACCAUAGUAAAUGUUCCUGAGAAGGGGUCACGGAAACAUCCUCGUGGAGAUAACAUUCAGAUAGAUACAAAAGAUAUUUUGUUUAUAUGUGGUGGAGCAUUCGUAGAUCUAGAAAAGACAAUCUCUGAUAGACGACAAGAUUCUUCUAUUGGUUUCGGAGCACCUGUUCGUGCUAACAUGAGAAUUGGUGGGGCAACAAGCGCGGCGGUUACAUCAUCAUUACUGGAAUCUGUCGAGAGUUCUGAUCUUAUAGCAUAUGGUCUCAUACCAGAGUUUAUAGGCCGUUUUCCAAUUCUUGUUAGUUUAUUAGCCUUAACUGAGGACCAGCUUGUCCAGGUCCUCACUGAACCAAAGAACGCUCUUGGUAAGCAGUACAAGAAGUUGUUUGGCAUGAAUAAAGUAAAGCUACAUUACACAGAAAAAGCACUAAGAAUGAUUGCCAAGAAAGCAAUUGCCAAGAAUACUGGUGCCAGAGGCUUACGAGCCAUACUGGAAAGCAUUCUUACAGAAGCGAUGUAUGAGAUUCCUGAUGUUAAGACUGGAAUCGAAAGAGUAGACGCCGUUGUCGUUGAUGAAGAGUCCGUUGGCCCUCUAAACUCGAGAGGAUGCGGAGGGAAAAUCCUUCGUGGGGAUGGAGCAUUGGAACGCUAUCUAGCUGAAACCAAGUUGAAAGAAUCACAGGAAAAUUUGGAGGUGGUUGAGUUGCAAGAAGGCGAGACAGAACUGUCAUCAAGAGCCAUGAGUAUAUAGAAACCGUCAAGAUAACCACUUUGAUUCUCAUGAAAUACAUUUUUCCCUUUUUUGGUUUAUGUUUUUCUUUUUCUUGUGGGAAAAAAAUAAAUACAUUCAUAAUAUAUGGUGUAAUUAUUUCAUUGUAACACCAACAUAGCUCAGGUUAAGGUCAUUGUAUUAGGGAAGAUCAAAGGAAAAAAAAAUGCAUUCAUCAUUUAGGCUAACACGUCAUCAAUGUCGAAAUAAUGUGUAAAAUGAAAAAGAAAUAGCUGAGAUGUCUUUUAAUUAAUUUUUGAUUGAAUUACAAAGUUAGUCAUUGAGAUUUGA
Messenger RNA from Cucumis sativus (cucumber), 2787 nucleotides. RefSeq names its product CLP protease regulatory subunit CLPX3, mitochondrial. The record is from RefSeq and is a predicted model, not a curated record. The transcript has 15 exons. Bases 376 to 2478 code for a protein of 700 amino acids. Gene Ontology annotation, cellular component: mitochondrial matrix. Gene Ontology annotation, biological process: proteolysis; protein folding; protein catabolic process. Gene Ontology annotation, molecular function: ATP binding; ATP-dependent protein folding chaperone; ATP hydrolysis activity. NCBI's taxonomy places the organism in Eukaryota, Viridiplantae, Streptophyta, Magnoliopsida, Cucurbitales, Cucurbitaceae.